This is a messenger RNA of Melanotaenia boesemani (Boeseman's rainbowfish), 1881 nucleotides long. It is a transcript of the gene meiob, whose product is annotated as meiosis specific with OB-fold. Gene Ontology annotation, molecular function: single-stranded DNA binding; single-stranded DNA 3'-5' DNA exonuclease activity. Gene Ontology annotation, biological process: resolution of meiotic recombination intermediates. The record is from RefSeq and is a predicted model, not a curated record. The transcript is spliced from 13 exons. Bases 368 to 1759 code for a protein of 463 amino acids. Lineage: Eukaryota; Metazoa; Chordata; Actinopteri; Atheriniformes; Melanotaeniidae.
UACCGCUAAAACGAGACGAGACGAGAUUAGCACAGGUUAAAAUCCACAUAAAAAAUAUAGUUUAUGGUUAAUUAUACCAGCAUUAUAUCCUACGUUUGUUUUAACUGAACUUAUUAUUAUUAUUAUCAUUAUUAUUUUUACAUUUGACACAUACAAAAAAAUAAAUAACAGAAAAAAUAAGCUUUACCACGAGCUAGCUGCUGAAUAGAAAUUGUUUAGCUAAUGAACGUUUAUGUUAGCUAAUCUUGGGUGCUAGCUAGUUUUAUAAAUAGCAGAAUAUAAACAGAUUUUAACCGUUGUAUUUAUUGAACUUUGUUGUACGGAGUUUGUAGGGGCAGUAAAAACAGAACUAGACUGGUCUAAUGAAAUGGCUACUCAGAACUGCAUUGCCAUCUCUGAGCUGCAUCCCAACUUCUCUCAUCCAAAAGUGGUAGGCAUAGUCAUCGCAAAAACAGAUGUCAGAAGCUUCCCGGACAGAAAAAAUAUUGAGAUAGAGCGAUUCACUUUUGGCUUCACCAUAAAGGACUCUCCUGACUUCUUCAUCAAUGUGACAGUGUGGGGAAGCGAUGGGUAUGUCAAUGGGCAUGCCAGCAGCUUCAGCAUCAGUGACUGUGUCACUGUGGAGAAUCCUUUAGUUUCCAGCAAAGAUCCAGAGAAGGGAGACAAAUUUUGCCCCACAACACCAAGCCACUACAGGCUGCUGGUAACGGAGGCUCAUUCCCAGGUGUGUCUGUGCGCUGACAUGGACACCAUUGAUAGGCUGCUGCCACUGAUUCACCUGCCUGUUAAGGACUCCAGAGAUUUCUACUCUCUGGGAGAUAUAGUGGCCAAUGGACAAAAGCUGGAUGGCACUGUAAUUAAUAUACUGGCUGCAGUGAAAAUGAUUGGAGAGGCGAAGCAGUUCACCACUUCAGACGGACGCAAAGGCCAGCGUCUGGAACUGAAGCUUUUUGAUGAUUCUGUCUCUUCCUUUCCCCUCAUCUGCUGGGACAAGGAGGCCAUUCAGCUCAUGCAAACUUUGGUAGCCAGAGAGACGGUGCUCUUCAUAGCAGAUGCGAAGAUUAGUUUUGACAGUUUCCGUGGCGCUAUGGUGGCGACUUUUAUUUCAAAAAGCAUCGUUACUGUCAAUCCUGACACCAGAGAGGCCAGCUUGCUGUUCAGCUAUGCGAAAGAAGUGUCCGAGUCUGGAGCUCUGGAUCUAGAUGAGGCCUCUGGGGACCUGACUGUGGAUUCCAUCACUGACGUGUACACGGUGAACCAGCUGAAACAGAAAGCCAAAGAGCAUCCUGAGGCUUUCUUUGGCAUCACAUUCAGCUUCAUCUCUAAGCUCAACCUUGACUCAUCUGUUUCAAAAGUUAUCAAAACACGGUGCUCCAGAUGUAAGUUCCAGGUGACUGAGGACAUGCAGAGCUGCAGUAACCAGCUGUGUCCAGGGAAGGAUCAGGCUUUUUCAGGCAGCGCAGACUUUGACUUGCUGCUGGAUUUCACAGACCACACAGGCACCCUGCAGGCCUGCAGCCUCAGAGGUCCAGUGGCAGAGCAGACGCUGGGCUGCACAACAGAGGAGUUUACCAGUUUGACUGGCGAGCAGCUGACGGCACUGAAGUGGAGAUUUCUUUUGGAAAGAUGCAAGAUAUAUGUGAAGAUCCUCCCCUCUACAAAGAUGAAGAGUGGGAUCAGGGGGAUGAUCCUGGCCUGCUCAUUGGCUGAUCCUGGAGAAGUGAAAAAGCACAUGUCUGCCCUGUUGCAGCAACUUUGAUCAGCAGGCAGACAGAGAAAUGCAUCUGUUCCAUUUAUGUUCUUAAUCUGUUCUGACUGAGGUGUAAACCUUUAUGGAUGUAAUCUUUGAGUUCUGUAGAUUCAUCUUUCCAAAACCUUAUU